Messenger RNA from Pedinophyceae sp. YPF-701, 1971 nucleotides. The record is from the annotation of a GenBank genome assembly. Lineage: Eukaryota; Viridiplantae; Chlorophyta; Pedinophyceae.
AUGAGCGCGGGCAUGCUGCCCGGGCACCCUAGGCCGUCGAAAGACGCCUCAUCGGUGUCGUCGGUCGGCAAUGCGAACAGAAGGAAGCUGCAAGAGAAAUUGAAGCAGAAGGCGCAGACGCACACGAACUGGGAGUGGGCAUGCAUACAGCCCGACGCGACCAUCUCCACGCACAUGGUCCCGAAGCACAGGCUGGUUCGUUUGCUGGGUCUCUCUUUGCGCGACCUGCGCGUGCUCGAGGCGCAGAGCGCCGCGCGGCAGCUGCCCCCCGUGAUCCUCAGUCGCGGGCAGCGCGUCGUCGUGGGCGUCGAGCACGCGCGGUGCGUCAUCAGCGCCAACAUGCUCCUCGUCGCCCACUGCCGCAGCCCAGAGACGCAGCUGCUCAUCCAGCACGUCGUGAAGAGGGUCACCGAGGGCCUCCAGGACGACGACGACGACGAGCCGUUCGAGCUGCGCUGUCUGGACGCGGUGAUCGAGCACAUCGUCGCCAAGCUGGCAGGGCUGGUAGUUGACGUGGACUCCUCCAUCAGCAAGCAGCUGGAACGGCUGGUCCGGGUCGUCGACUCGGAAGGCCUGGACCACCUCCGCGUGCUCAAGGCGGGCGUCUCGCGGCUGGACGCGCGCAUCUCGGGCUUCUCGGGGGUCAUCGACCACCUGCUCGAGUCCGAGGAGUCCCUGCGGUCCAUGCACCUGUCGUGGGAGGAACGCGCGCGGCACAUGGCUCUGGACGACGAGGACUCGGUCGGGCAGGCGGAAAAAGUCCGAGAUCUCGAGAACUACCCGCAGCAGGAGGACGCCGACGCCGCCGCGGAGCACUCGGUGCCGCCGACCCCCCGCAGCCUGCUUGGGCGCCUGUCCGCGGCGGGGACGGCGCGGCUGUCCGCGGCCGGCACCGCGCUCGAGUCCGCCGCCAGCGCCGCUCCAAGCUCCGCGCCCGCGCAACCCGCUGCGGGGUCGGCGCCGCCGCUCGCCGAGCAGCCUGCCGCAGAGCCGCCGAGCGUCGGCGGUGUGGCAGCCAGUGCGCCCCCGCCCGUGCAGCCGACCGCGGACCCGCUGGCGCCGGUCGACGAGAACGCGCCCGUGGACGUGCUGUCGCCGGAGGAGAUCGACGCGAUCGCGGCGUCACGGCGCGGCAUCGACGACGCUACGCCCGCGCCCGGCGAGUCGGGCGCCGCGGGGCGCGAAACGGACGCGUCCGGCGAUGGCCUGCCCUCGUUGAGCAGCCAGGCCGAAGCCGGCCGCGGGGUCGACGCCACGCCGCCGCCCGUCGAGCUCCCGCCGCCCUCGGGCGAGUUGCUAGAUGCCCUGCCCGACAACAGCGGGACGCUGCAGCAGCGGCUGACGAUGCACACGCUCGCGAACGCGAUCAAGGCGUUCCAGCCUACGCUGCGGAGCCUGAGCUCGGCGGGCCGGAGCAGCCAGGAGGGCGGCGGGGGUCCGGAGCAGUCGCGGUGGCAAGCAGGGCUGGCGUCGCUGGCGGAGGCGAGCGAGCGCGGGCAGAGCAUGGCGUCGGACGCGGCGGGGGGCGCGGACGAGCUGCGGAAGCAGGCGCUCGCGGCGGACGAGCUGGACUCGGUUUCGAUGCGGAGCGGCGGAGUCGAGGACAUCAUGAAGGAGCUAGUCGAGGAAGUGAGUCUGGUGCUGGAACCGCACUCCAUAUCUCUCGGCGGCGCAGCCCUGCGGCUCACGCAGGUCCAGGAGCGCCUCACGCACGCCGAGGACUUCCUGAGCGUCGAGCUGGACCGGCAGCGCAACGCUCUCAUGAAGCUCGAGGUCUUCGUGUCCAGCGCGACGUUCUCGCUCGCCAUCGUCGGCAGCGUCGGCGCGGUGUUCGGGAUGAACCUCACGAACCGCGUCGAGGCCUCCUACACGGCGUUCUGGGUCGUGACGAUGGUGAGCAUCCUCGUGGCGGCGGCCUGCUUCAUGAUGAUCGUCGCCUACUGUCGCCUGCGACGAAUCAUGUUCUACUGA